Leptopilina heterotoma is the source of this 1895-nucleotide messenger RNA. RefSeq lists its product as uncharacterized. NCBI's taxonomy places the organism in Eukaryota, Metazoa, Arthropoda, Insecta, Hymenoptera, Figitidae. The coding region runs from base 256 to 1500 and encodes 414 amino acids. The record is from RefSeq and is a predicted model, not a curated record. The transcript has a single exon.
CCAGAGUAUUAAACCUAAUGACAAACUCAUUCACAGUGACCAUCCAGAAUCCGGAUAAUAAUAACACACUCUGCAUGCAAGUGAAGUCAUACCUUCCGUCUAGUCACCAUUCUAGUGUCUAGCUUAAAAGUUUUAGUCAUUAUUUCUUGUUCCCCAAUGAAACACUAAAAACUCAAAAAUCAAAAAUUACAGUGUGAAUUUGAAAUUAAAAAUUUUCAUUUUCAUUUUCAUUUUAAAUCCAAAAAACAACUAACAAUGUCUAACGAAACAGUGAAUAAUGGCGAAAAAGAAGAAAUUAACGGAAAUGAAUCUUUGCAAGAGACAAAAUUAUGGUUAGACGAUUAUUUAAUACCAAAAUUAAAAUUAUCGUUAAAUCAAGAAACAAGUGUCUCACAAUACAAAGUUGUUAAUUUCGAACGAUUAUUCAUUUCGGAUGUGAUAUUUCUCGAUCUUGAAUUAAAAAAUAAUAACAAUGUGCAAACUUUAAGUCUAGUGAUAAAACGACCAAAUCAAGAUGAAGCAAUAAGGGAAUAUUGUCAAAUUGAUAAACUUUUUCACAAUGAAAUUUUAUUCUACGAAAAUUACAUGAAAAAUAGUUGUGAUUAUCCUCAGUGUUUUUAUACAAACGAAAAGACAUUAUCAAAUAAAGUUGUUGUCGUCGAAAAUAUCAACAAGCUCAACUAUCACAAGUGUCCACAAAAAGUGAAUGUUAAUAUGGAAUAUAUUUUAGCAGCAAUGCAAGAAAUUGGUGAAUUUCACGCCAAGGGUUAUGUUCUAAAAUCAAAUUCACCAUCGAAAUUCCAUGAAAUAGUGAAUGGCAUUCAAGAAUCAAGAUACGAAUAUCGUGAGAAAAAUAUAUUUCCCACAUUAAUCAAUAAUUUAAUGCCAAGAAUAAUAAAGUGUCUUCGCGAGAGAAAUUAUGAUCAACAUUUCUGUGAUAAGGCGGAGAAAUUUUUUCAAAAUUCAUUCGAAAAUUGUAUGCAAGUUGCAAUGGAUGGGAAAAAUAUUAAAUUAGCAACAUUAUGUCAUGGGGAUUUUACGAUAGAUAAUGUUUUUUUCAAAAAAACUGAAUUUGGUUGCAAGGCAAUGUUAAUUGAUUUCGCAAUGUUAUCGUACGCUUCACCGGCUAUUGAUCUUUCGACAUUUAUUUAUUUGUCUAUGUCACCCAAUGAUAUUAGAACAAAAUUUCAUCAAGUCUUCGAUGUUUAUUAUAAUUCAAUAAUUGGAUAUUUUAAGAAAAUUAAUUUUUCCCCCUCCAGUGAAUUUGCAAAAGAAAAUUUUCUAAACGACUAUAAAAAAUAUGCACUUUUUGGUUUUAUGAUCGCUGCAUUUUAUUUGCCAAUUAUGCACGGUUUGAAAGUAGAGAAGAUUGAUUUUAAUGAUGCUGAAAAAAAUAUACCCUAUUUCAGUGACAUUGGUGGGGAUAAAUUUCGUGAUAUUUUAUUGGAAAUGUUUAUUGAUAUGAAAAAUAAUGGUUGUAUGGAGCAAAUUCUAAGUUAGAAAAAGUUUUUGUAAAUAAAAAAAAAAUGAAAAUAUCGCAGACUGACGAUAAAAAUGAAAAUGUGAUUCAGAAGAAAAAUAAUGUUAAUUUAAAGUUUUUUAAUUUUUUGAACUUGAUUUCUGUAAGAAAUGUAAAAAAGCGUAGAAUGUAAAAAUGAUUUUAUGACAGAAAAAUUUUUUUAAAAAUGAAUAGUGUAAAUUUUUUAUCUUAAUUUCUAAAACAAUUGUAAAAACGUAAAAAGAAACGUAAGACAGCUUAAAAUGUAAAAAAGAAACGUAAAAAAGCGUAAAAUGUAAGAACGAAUUUAUGAAAGAAAAUAUUUUUUAAAAAAUUAAAUGUGUAAAGAAUUGACUUAUGUGAAAAUAAACUUGAGAAUUUUGUAAGUUGUCACGAA